Messenger RNA from Capsaspora owczarzaki ATCC 30864, 668 nucleotides. RefSeq lists its product as hypothetical. Gene Ontology annotation, cellular component: mitochondrial matrix. Bases 25 to 582 code for a protein of 185 amino acids. Gene Ontology annotation, biological process: mitochondrial respiratory chain complex III assembly. NCBI's taxonomy places the organism in Eukaryota, Filasterea, Ministeriida, Capsasporidae. The transcript is spliced from 3 exons. The record is from RefSeq and is a predicted model, not a curated record.
CUUGAAAACCUCUCACUCACAAUCAUGCAGCGCGUGGCUUGCUUGACUGCCGUCGCUCAGGGCGCAGCGACAACUGCUGGCUACGCGACCGUUGCAUCAGCUUCUGCAUCGCCGGCGCGGAAGGACGUCCUCGCAUUGUACAAGAACCUUUAUCGCAUUGCCAAGCUCUGGCCUGUCGAUGAGACGCGUCCCGGGCGCGAUCUCGGCACUCACAUCAAGAAGGCCGUGCGGGAGCAGUUCAGAACCAACGCGUCCGUCACCGACCAAAAGCAAGUGGCUACGUUGGUCGCUCAAGGCCAAGCCGAGCUGGGCUCGCUGCGCUCCAUCUAUCUCAACCAGCAUCACGAUCAAUUCAUCCGUACAAACGAUACUCUGGCUCUCACUCAACAAUCUCUAGAAGCGACGCGGCAUUUGCUAUCGUCCAACACACAGCGCAGCUUGAACAAAAAGUCGUUCAUGCAGCUCAUUUUCGGUCGCAAUCGCAACCAAGACGAGGCCGCGUACUCGUUCCGGACUCCUGCAGAGCGUCAACGACUGCUACAGACGAUCGAAGCGACAAACACGGCCUCGACAAAGCCAUGAUGAUGGUGUGUUGCAUGUUGUCAUACAGUAUGUCGAAAACAAAUGGUGCAAAGCUUUGCCCGCCGAAUCCCCAUCUCUGGAACACA